This is a messenger RNA of Mauremys reevesii (Reeves's turtle), 1863 nucleotides long. RefSeq lists its product as uncharacterized. NCBI's taxonomy places the organism in Eukaryota, Metazoa, Chordata, Testudines, Geoemydidae. Gene Ontology annotation, molecular function: DNA binding. The record is from RefSeq and is a predicted model, not a curated record. The transcript is spliced from 7 exons. Bases 628 to 1704 code for a protein of 358 amino acids.
CCAGAGUGGAUGGGUUGAGCGGGUGCUUGGUUGGUCCCUUUAGCGUGGUCUGUGUUCUCGCUUUUGCACACAAGGCUGCCUGUCCCUUUAAGUAAUAUUGCAUCAUCAAACACUACUAUGACAUCACCCUGGGACAAGCACUGCCCCUUUCACCUUGUCAUUGUCCAAUGGGAUUCUCGCACUUUAAAUGUUACUCAGGCUCCGCCCUUUUCUCAGGAUGACCUCAUCUGUCACAAAACUUUCUGCCCUUGCAAACAGUAGGCUCUGCCCACUGAGCUUAUUGCAUCAUCAGGCUCCACCCCUUUGCAAUAGGCUCCACCCUUUUCACAUGCCCUGUCCUAAGGGAUCUUUCCCUUUAAGAAAUUAUUAUAUCAUCAGGGGACUCCAUGUGCCUCCCUUUAAAAAAAAAUGAUGUCAUCAGAUAAGGCUCCACCCCUUCCACUAGACUGCUUUCAGCAGGCUCUAAGCUCCGCCCAUUGGUGAUGUCAUCAGGCCUGGCCCUCUUUAAGAGUAGCUGUGACCUCACUGGCCAGGCUGUGAGCUGUGACUUGAUGAUGUCAUAGUGGCUCCUUAAGCCCCGCCCACUUGAAGAGUAUUGCGUAAUCCCCUUCGUGAGGGGCUCUCUCCAUGUCGGCGCGCCUGGCCCUGGUGGACUGGCUGGACGAAGGCUUCUCCAGCAUCAUCGAGCUGGGGGCGGUGAGCGAGCCGCGCCGGGACCCCGCCCGCUACCGGCCGGGCCAAGAGGUGGCGGCCCGGUGCCCCCUCUUCAAGGGGCUGAACCGCGCUCGCAUCCUGGCCCUCAGCGGGGACAGGCAGGAGUUGAAGCGGAUCCAGGUCCAGGCCGGGGGCUGUCCCAGGAGCAGCUGGGGGGCCGGGACGCUGCGGGACCCCCCCCACCGCCGGGUGGCGACGAGACGGGACAGACUGCCCCUCGAGAGACGGAAACAGAGCACAGGAGGCAACACUGAUGACGUCACCACCUCCGUGCUCGACCCUGAAGGGACCCAGGUGUCCGAGGACGAGGGCCGGGCAACCCCCCAAAGCACCUCAUCCUCGGAAACCUGGCAUUCCUCCUCCCCCGACUGCCCCCACGUGGACAGCUCUGGCUGCGGGGUUCCCUGCUCCCCUGGCCCUGCAGACCCAGGCAUCUGGGCAGGGCUCACCGAGACCUGCACCAGGCCUGAGUGCGAGAGGAUGCGACAGGAGUUGGAGGCGCUGAGGGACCGAUACGCCAAGCUGGAGGCUCAGAACGCUGUGCUGGCCCAGAGACUCGGGGGCGAUGUGGAGCCGCCCAGGGAGGUGGACAGUGAGUCCGUGCGGCCGGAGCCUGGGCUCUAUGAGGACCCUGCACUACCUUGGAAACAUGGGAUGCAGGAGCUGGUUCCAGGAGGGGGCGUGUUCCUCUACCCCGCCCAGCUGGCCCUGGCCCGCUCCAGCGCCCGCAGCCAGACGGCCCUGGCCCGGCUCCUGCUCGACGUCUUCUUCUCCCGCCAGGAGCAGGCGCGGAGCAACCUGUCCGGGGAGAACGGGCUGCACCGCCUCAGCCCCCCCAUCGUCAGCGCCAUCGUGGCCUAUGCUGUGGGUCAGUCACAGUUCCAGGCCAGCAGUGCCGCCGUCAUCAAGAACUCGCUGCGCAACAAGCUGGGCUGCCUGAGAGCCCCGUCCCGCCAGCAGGGGGCCACCAGGGGGCGCCCAGCAGCCUGAGAGCCCCGUCCCGCCUGCAGGGGGCCACCAGGGGGCGCCCAGCAGCCUGAGAGCCCCGUCCCGCCAGCAGGGGGCCACCAGGGGGCGCCCCGCAGCCUGAGAGCCCCGUCCCGCCAGCAGGGGGCCACAAGGGGGCUCCCCGUGGCCUGAGAGCCCCGU